This is a messenger RNA of Drosophila innubila, 2506 nucleotides long. RefSeq names its product NHL repeat-containing protein 2. Bases 91 to 2385 code for a protein of 764 amino acids. NCBI's taxonomy places the organism in Eukaryota, Metazoa, Arthropoda, Insecta, Diptera, Drosophilidae. The record is from RefSeq and is a predicted model, not a curated record. Gene Ontology annotation, molecular function: protein binding. The transcript is spliced from 3 exons.
ACAUGUUGGCAGCACUGAAACUACAUUUGCUUAUCAGCUGCGCCGUCUCGGUCUUAGCUAUUUUACAUCGUAAUUUCAGCUAUUUUUCAGAUGCUUUCCAGCCAGAAACAGAUAAUUUUACCUCUAAGAGGUAGGCAGCACUGGCACAAAUAUUUAUGUAUAUUUUUUAAUAACUCAAUUUCUACUUGCGGUGUUAGUAAAAUAAAUAAUAUAAUGGAUUUUACGGAUGAUUUGACUGCUAUUGAUAUUGUUACAUUUAUUACGGACGAAUUACAACAGAGUUAUCGCAAUUGUGAUGCUAAAGAUAAAACGAAAAUUUUUGAAGAAUUUCUUGAGCGUUGGGAUGCAAACGACAAUUCCAUUGAAAAAGUGAAAUCUAUGAAAUUUGAAUUCGAAUUGGAUUUGGAUUGGUUUAAUGUCAGCAGGCCGUUGUCAAUUGCGGGAUUACGUGGGAAAGUCGUGCUAUUGGACUUUUUCACCUAUUGCUGUAUUAACUGCAUGCAUGUAUUGCCAGAGCUGCGAGCUCUGGAAGAAAGAUACCCUGUCGAGGAUGGCUUAGUUGUUGUGGGAGUGCACAGUCCCAAAUUCGAGAACGAACGCACUGCGGCAAAUAUUCUAUCUGCGGCACAGCGCUACGGAAUAAAGCAUCCAAUAGUAAACGAUUCAAAAUCCGCUUUAUGGCGCGCUCUCAGUAUACGAUGCUGGCCAUCAUUAUUUGUACUAAGUCCGGACGGACACCCAAUGUUACUGUUGAUGGGUGAAGGACACGGCGAGUUUCUACAUGACUUUGUGGGCGCCGCUCUUUUCUACUUUAAUCGCCAGAAAAAGAUUGAGAACGUAAGUUUGCCACUGCAACUUUCAACAGAUUUGCAUCCAGCAUCCAAUCUGCGUUUCCCAGCGAAAAUUUCAAGAUUGUUGAACCGUUAUGCUAUCGCUGAUGCGGGUAACAAUCGUGUGCUCAUCGUGACCGAGACAGGAGUCGUCGAGUAUAAGAUUGGAGGUCUUGAAGCCGGUUUUGUUGAUGGCAACUUAAUGUCGGCACGAUUUAAUAAUCCCCAGGGAGUUACGUUUCUUGAUGAAGAUACGGUCAUUGUUGCCGAUACGGAUAAUCAUGCUCUGCGUCAAAUAUCCCUACAGAAAGGAAUCGUUGAGACCCUGGCAGGAACUGGCCAACAGGGCAACGAGCGAACAGGCGGCAAAUUGGGACAGUUACAGUCAAUAUCAUCGCCCUGGGAUGUGGCUGUUUUUCGUGCUCGUGACAUGGAUAUGUCGUUUCACGUGGACGAGCUUAACGUGCCCGAAAAAACAAUUAUCCUGAUUGCCAUGGCAGGAACACAUCAGAUUUGGGGAUAUUUCCCCGAGGGCAUUAUUUGGUGGAAGUUUAAGAAGUUUGAGCCACGCUGUUGUGUGUCCUUGAUUGGCAACGGGCUCGAAGAGAAUCGUAAUAAUUCCUAUCCACAAAAUGCGGCCUUUGCACAGCCAUCGGGCUUAGCCAUGUCCAAGGACUUUCUUUUCAUAGCAGACAGCGAGAGCUCCAGCAUACGCAAAGCGUCUUUGGUCGACGGGAAAGUGAUGCCAGUCGUUGGAGGAGAUCGCAAUCCACAGAACUUAUUUGCAUUUGGAGACGAGGAUGGUAAACUGUACAACGCAAAGCUUCAACAUCCAUUGGGUGUUGCCUAUAAUCAUAUCGAUCAUAAGGUUUAUGUGGCUGACACAUAUAAUCACAAAAUCAAAGUAAUUGAUACCGAGACCAAUAUCAUUACAACUUUGGUUAUCAGGAACGAAGAUAACAACGUGCUGACUUUUCGAGAGCCCUCUGGUCUUUGCAUUGAUGCGAGUGGAAAGAACUUGUUGGUUGCUGAUACAAAUAAUCAUACGAUCUAUAUAAUUGAUUUGUCAACAAGUACGGCUCGUCGUUUCCUUUUGGACUUUAAUCAAUUAUCUUCCACCAGUGAAACGGAUGCACCUCCUAGUUCGUCAAAAGGAAGCGGUCUUCAGUUGAUCAAAUGUAUUCCCUUGCUGCAGCAUCAGAGUAGCUCUAUAGAAUUUUCCAUCAAACUUUCGCCAGAUCUAAAGUAUACCACAGAUGCCCCACAGAAAUGGACGAUUAAACGCAUUUGCCCGGCUUUAGAAAUUAAGCAAACAAAUGGAGUUUUAACAGACGGAAAAUGCACUUUGCAGAUUAAGCAUUUAAAAAGUAUAGAAUCCAGAAUAAAUGAUGUUCUAGCGAUCGAAUUCUCGCUAAGUCUAUGCGACGCACAAAGUUGCCUUAUUAAGAGGUUUGCUGUAUAUAUCGACAGUGAAAGUCCCGGAGAGAAUAUAUCACUGGAGCCAUUAAAUACAGAAGUUGGAGUUUAUGUUAACCACUCUAAUAUCAGUUUGUGAUAACGAACACUGUUUUUUAUACGAAAUAUUUACGUGCCAGCGAUAAUAUCUAUAUUAUCUUGGCGAAUGUGCAUUAUUUUCAAUUUAUUCAUUGAUUGUCAUCAAUAUAAAAAUGAACUAA